UUUUAUAAACUAAAACUUUGACGUAACUUUUGAAUGGUUGAUUCUUCACAUUAAUGCUUAUUGAUACAACUCCUUUCUUUCGAAAAUAACACUUUUGACCUUCGAGUUUAAAUUGCAUUUUAGAAACUUUAACCUCCGCAAUUAUCUGGGGCUUCAGUGUUUUACAAACACAUUCUGUUUGUUUUCUUAUUAUUAAGGCUGUAUGCACGAGUCAUUCUUGUUUGAGUUUUUACUUUCAUCCUACAGGAAAACUAGGAAAAACGCACACUGAAGUUACAUAAUAUUGUGAUAAAAGAGCACAUUUUGGUGGAGGUUACAGCGAUAGCCUAUUUAUAAUAAAACGGAAUUUCCUCCCGUUUCCAUUUGCUAUGUAAUUAGAUGUUUUGAUUCUUGAAGUGUAUGCGAGGGAAAAUAAUCACGCCGAUGUUUUUUUGAAAUAUCUUAAUGUUAUACCGAUGAGUUUUUUUGCAAUACUACGUCUGGGAAGAGAGAAGGGUGUGGAUCUGGGAAGACUAAAUUGUCAAAGGAAUACAUGUUCCAGCAAUCCGAUUUUGUAAAAUCCAAGGCCUUGAUACUGUAAGUAUUAUCAUUUUUAUUUGCAGAAAAUAAAUUCUUGGUUGUUUUCCAACCAGCAGAGAUCUCAUUUGACGACAGGGUGCUUAAAGGUGCUUUGUAUAGACUAAGAAGGCAAUAUUUAUCAACAUCCACGUGCGUCAAAUUAUAACACACGAGAAGUUGUUUCGUUUUAUUCUCUCCUUCCUCAAGUGUAGUGCUGCAUUUCUAAAAAUUUAAGUGUCUUCAAAUGACUGAAUUAGUUUUCCACGGAGUUUUUUUUAAUGAAACUCAAAUGAAUAGAUCGUAAACAUGUGAUAGGAAAUGCACUAUCAGGAAACGAAAGUGGGGACUCAUCAAACGGGAAAAUUUUUGACAAAAAUGUCAAAUGGCGGCAUGGACUUGAACACAAACCUUACUGACAAAGAUGUUGUGGAAGAAAUAACUGACUGGGAGACUCUUCUGAAUUAUAAAAACGACGAAAAUGCUCUCCUCUUAUUACCAGUGAUAUGUUUUGUUUUCCUUUUAAUUAUUCUUGGAGGAAUAGGAAAUAGUAUUGUGUUUUACGUUUACAAAACUAAAAGUAAAUCAACAACGAAGGGAGUUUUUAUUUCCGUCUUGGCCGUAUUCGAUCUCAUGAAUUGUUUAAUUGUAAUGCCUUUUGAAAUUUACGACCUCAGAAAUCAGUACAGAUUCACAUCCGGAGAUUUCUGCAAGUCUAUGAGAUUUGUGGAGUUUUCAAUUGUUCUUGCUGCCGGGUUCACUCUUGUUGCCGUGGCGAUAGACAGGUAUAUGAACCUUUGUGUCAGAACUUCCCGAAUUUUAUUCACCCCUAGCCGUGCCAAGAGAGCUUGCUGUAUUUGUGUAGGACUAAGCAUAGUAUUUUCUUGGCCUGUAGUGAUGUUCGCGGGACUCGAACCUUCACCCGUUCGAGUGGACAAUGUAACGAUCAAUGGUUUUGAAUGUUCAAGUUUUAGUGACGAAUCAAUCAAUGCUCGUAUUUAUCUUUACAUUCUCAACAUCGUCUUCAUACUUUCUCUUGUGUUAAUGAUAAUCUUGUAUUCUAUGAUAGGAAUGAAGUUAUAUCACAGGAGGAGAGGAUCAUUUCACGAUGGAUUAAUAUUCAUGAAGGACACAACCGAUUCAGGAAAAUUUCAAAACAACCAUUCAGACAUGAACAUUGAGCGUUGCGGAUAUGCCAUUGGAAAAAGAGGUAUUCGAAUGAAGGGCUCGACACUCAUUUUUUACUCUGUGACCAUUGUGUUUAUUAUUGGUUUUCUCCCUCAUCUGAUCACGAGGGUGCUGAAAAUUACUCACACGGCCUUUAUAGAGGUCAACAAAGGAAACUCGACAGAGGUCGCGUAUAAUUUUCUGAUAAGGUCUUAUAUGAUCAACUCUGCAGCUAACCCCUUUAUUUACAGUAUUAUCCACGAACGAUUUAGACAGGAAAUUGUCCGAACCUGCCGGAAGUGUGUGAGAUUAUUUAGAAGGAAUUGAAAGCUUUCUGAGGGUUUUCUAUUUUAAGAUUUUUAGUUAAAAGGAGAAAAAAUCCAUGUUUAAAUGAACACUUUUACUGAGAAGGGAUAUUAUUUUAAACAUGUAUUGUAGUAUCUUU
Molecule: messenger RNA, 2167 nt
Organism: Saccostrea cuccullata (small rock oyster)
Lineage: Eukaryota; Metazoa; Mollusca; Bivalvia; Ostreida; Ostreidae
Product: growth hormone secretagogue receptor type 1-like
Exons: 3
Coding region: 877-2049 (390 amino acids)
Biological process (GO): G protein-coupled receptor signaling pathway
Cellular component (GO): membrane
Molecular function (GO): G protein-coupled receptor activity
Source: RefSeq, a predicted model, not a curated record